This is a messenger RNA of Tricharina praecox, 765 nucleotides long. RefSeq lists its product as uncharacterized. The record is from RefSeq and is a predicted model, not a curated record. Bases 147 to 722 code for a protein of 191 amino acids. The transcript has a single exon. Lineage: Eukaryota; Fungi; Ascomycota; Pezizomycetes; Pezizales; Pyronemataceae.
UGGACGCAGGGAAGCUGCAGAAGUAUGGGUAUCUUGGGAGUAUCCUGUUGUAAGAUGUUGGGUGCGUUUGGCUUAGGGCUGGGGUAUGCUUUUUGCGGCGUUGGUUCGUGGUGUCUGUCUGUCUGGUUCUUGUGCGUCCUCUAAAGAUGAUGUUUUAUUUUUGUUGCUUUUUGUUCCUGUAUUUUUUGCUAUUAUGCUUGUUUCUUUUUUGCUUUCUCUCACUUUUUAUUGCCUCUAUGCUUGUCUGUUUAGCUUGGGAAGCGUUGAUCGGACACAGGGACUUUUCGGAUGUUUUAUGGGGGUUAUUUUCUUGUGCUCAUGGUGCGGGGUUUUUUCUAUUAUUGUUCUUGUGCUUUUCUUGGGGGGAAAUGGGGAAACGACAGACAGUUGGUCGUAUCUGUAUAAACGUCUUUUUUUUUUCUGCCCAGGUUUUUUUUGUUGGUAGUCUUUAUUUUGAGGCCUUUUUUUUUCUUUCUCUUUUCUUUUCUUCAUCUCAACAUGUGUACUGUAGCUUUACCGCCUUCAUCAUCUUUCUUCUUCUUCUAUUCAGCAUACUUUUUUUUGUCUUUCGGCUUUCCCAAGCUCUCUUCUUCUUUCGCCUUUCUUCUUUCUUCUAUAACAUACUAUCAUACCAUACCUACUACCUAUUCUACGGGGAACAUCCUGCCUCCCACCAACCUCCUUUUACAGUUGUUUCGCCUCAUCCUGCUGCUGCUGGAUGAUCAGUGAUGACCCCUAGGAUUGCUAUUUUUUCUUCGUGAUGUG